AUGGGCUUGGCUAUCAAAGACACAGGCGCUGGUCAGCGGAACACAAGCCAGCAGAGGGACUAUACGGACGAAGAUGAUAUUCAAGCGUCUCACCUAUUCCCCUAUAUGAAUGGGCAGGAUACCAUGGACGCUAUAUCUGGGAAGACACGACCGGAGGAACCUUUCUCGCCCCGCAAUGGCCUCCUUAUCUGCAGAAAGCUUGAGCGGUAUUUUGAUGCUGGCAAGUUUGUCAUUGUUCCGGAUAUUCCCAAUGUUCAGGAGAAUGCGUGGGUAUCUACGAUUAAGGGUUGGCUUAGCCGUGAGCCCCGGGAGUACCGGGUCAGACUUAUUGACCCCGACUGGGAGGUGAAAGAUCAACGGAUCUCGCGAUGGGGAGAACUUACCUAUGGACAACUUGAAAACCGGAAGCUGAGGUUCCGUUUUCGUUUCAGACCUGCAGCCCGGUACCUUUACUUUCACUACUGUGUUCAAAUGCUGCCGCUGGUUGAGGAGAUGGGCCAUGAGUAUAGCUUUGUGCUAGACGGGGCUGCGGGCAGUCGGUCCGAUGAUAACAACCUUCUCCUCGGACUUCUUUCUCGAAAUGACAAGGCACAAGAAGAUCUCAAACUCCUUCGAGGCGGUCCAUUCUGGAACUGGAAAACCCUGUCCUCGCAGAUUCUUUUCGUCUGCUGUUGUGCUUUGAUCCUUUCCAUUAUCAUUUUCCCUUCGUCCGUCUUUUCCCAUACCUCCUCUACCCCGUCAAAACUUCCAAGUGAAAAUUUCCAAUCCACUUCUGAUCUUUCCAAGCUGAUCUUCGAUAACCGUAAUAAGUGA
Messenger RNA from Penicillium verrucosum, 813 nucleotides. RefSeq names its product HNH endonuclease signature motif containing protein. The record is from RefSeq and is a predicted model, not a curated record. The transcript has 3 exons. Lineage: Eukaryota; Fungi; Ascomycota; Eurotiomycetes; Eurotiales; Aspergillaceae. Bases 1 to 813 code for a protein of 270 amino acids.